AUGAAUCCCGCUCUGGGCAACCAGACAGAUGUGGCUGGCCUGUUCUUGGCCAACAGCAGCGAGGCGCUGGAGCGUGCGGUGCGCUGCUGCACCCAGGCGUCCGUGGUGACAGACGACGGCUUCGCCGAGGGCGGCCCGGACGAGCGCAGCCUGUACAUCAUGCGCGUGGUGCAGAUCGCCGUCAUGUGCGUGCUCUCGCUCACCGUGGUCUUCGGCAUCUUCUUCCUCGGCUGCAACCUCCUCAUUAAGUCCGAGGGCAUGAUCAACUUCCUGGUGAAAGACCGGAGACCGUCUAAGGAGGUGGAGGCGGUGGUCGUGGGGCCCUACUGA
This is a messenger RNA of Pteronotus mesoamericanus, 330 nucleotides long. It is a transcript of the gene RPRM, whose product is annotated as reprimo, TP53 dependent G2 arrest mediator homolog. The coding region runs from base 1 to 330 and encodes 109 amino acids. Gene Ontology annotation, biological process: regulation of mitotic cell cycle. The record is from RefSeq and is a predicted model, not a curated record. The transcript has a single exon. Gene Ontology annotation, cellular component: cytoplasm. Lineage: Eukaryota; Metazoa; Chordata; Mammalia; Chiroptera; Mormoopidae.